CCACAAUCGUAUUCGACAUGGUGACCACCAAACAGCGGAGAGGGUCGGGGCUAAGAUACUGGCUGCUGCAGGGUGAGCUUUUAGGGGCGCGGAGCAGUGUAUAGUUGCCAGUCGACGGAGGAAGUUUCACGAAGUUGAGAGGGCCAAGCAGGCGACGUCAGCGCUUGAGGCCGUGGUUGCUGUGUCUGCGAUUACUUCUGGGGCCUUUGGCACUCGUGGUUCGGGACCGUAUGAGCAAAAGAAGCAGCAGCGGGUUUCUGUGCGACGUUUUAGAGGGCCCUCACGGUGGUGGUCGUGGGCUUGCAGGUUGGUGUAUGGGGUUGCGAGACGGGCAACCCGCAGAAGCUGAAGGCAUGGACUCGCUUAAUCGGUGCCAAGACGUACUAGCUCGGUUUAGCUGACAAACACAGCUUGCAUUUACUUGCGCG
This is a messenger RNA of Lindgomyces ingoldianus, 428 nucleotides long. RefSeq lists its product as uncharacterized. Bases 231 to 401 code for a protein of 56 amino acids. The record is from RefSeq and is a predicted model, not a curated record. NCBI's taxonomy places the organism in Eukaryota, Fungi, Ascomycota, Dothideomycetes, Pleosporales, Lindgomycetaceae. The transcript has a single exon.